AUGUCCUAUAACAGCCCUGGGAUCCCUCUUCAUAAUAUCAAAAACUGCUACAAUAAUCCCCAUUUAACUUUUCUCAGCAACUCAAACGUCACCAUCAUGAACUCGCCGCUCACCAAUAAUGAUCACAACAACCAUCCAGAUACCAUGCUCCUCAAUUCAUUCAACUACGAUCCUCAGUCAUUCGUCCUUCCUGAUCUUGCUACUUUGAAUAUUGCCAAUUACCUGCCUCAACCAAUGGUAUCCCAUAGGCUCAGGAACUGGCCUCCGGCUGGUUUAGGGGUAUUCCCAAACAAUCAGCUUCAAAACCCUCCUGCUUUCAACCAGGUCCAUUUGGAAAGAAUCGACAAUCUCACAGAAGAAGUCAAGCAAUGGAAAGGGUCUUACAGAAAUUUGCUGAAUGAAUUCAUAAAGCUGAAACAGGACUUUGAGUCACAGAUCAGUAACUUGAAAGAACAGCUCGCGUUAACCCAAGGUGCCAAAAACCCCUACCAACCUCGGCAAUUAUCCUUCGAUACAUCUUCCAACACCGUUGGGUUUGACAAAUCGAUGAAUACCAAUGACAAUAAAGAAGAGUAUUGCCACGAUUUUUCGAUCAAACUUGACCAGAAGAAUACACUCCCGCUCAAUCAUAAUGAAUACCAUCAUAGCCAUACCAAUAGCCUAGGCAGUAUAUCUUUCCUGGUUGACAACAACGCUACCAAACCAAUGACCUUGAAUGAUGCCACUGAAUCCAUUCCUCUUGUCAAUUCUCUUUCCGAUGUCAAGACAUUAGAGACACCUAACACCAGUCGCGAUAGUAUUAUUACCACUUCUGGUAUUUCUUCUCCUUCUCCUUCUCCUUCUCCUUCUCCCUCUACUUCUGCUCGUUUAAAUCAUAGAACAGCUUUUAUCGGAAUCAAUAGUCCCAUCGGUAUGAUUAUACAAUACUUAACUGUUAAAGAAAUGGGGCCCUAUGCCUUGGAGUCUGGUGCUGUCAUCUCUGGGUACAAAUAUGCUGCCGAACAGCAACUAUACAUCACCACCACCCCUAGAGAGCCAAAGAGCAAAUCAGCUACAAAGAUGCCUGAGUUCCACAUGGAUAGAAGUAUUACAAUUCUAUCUGAGUUGCUCAAAGAAUGGUUCCAACCCAAUUUGGAUAAGUUCGGUCACUGUGUGAGUAGCAUGGAGUGCCAGUACAGAACAAAAUGGCGCCUGAAGGCUGGUGAUAAGAAGUACUAUUUGUUUCGCAAGGCCAUCAUCAACUUCAUUCUAAGGGAACUCAGAAGAAGUCCGGGGUCUUCUGAUAAGAGCAAAGUAGUGGAAAAAUUGAUAGAUAAGAUUGAGAAAUUCAGAGUUGAUCAUAAGACCGGUUCAAAAAUUAGUUUCGAUAAAUUGAGCAAGAUAAUUAGGAACAACGAAGGAAUAUUGAUCGCAGCAUGCCGGAAAGAAAGUAAUCAGCAGUCCUAUUGGUGA
Messenger RNA from Saccharomycopsis crataegensis, 1452 nucleotides. RefSeq names its product Cbf2p (gene CBF2). NCBI's taxonomy places the organism in Eukaryota, Fungi, Ascomycota, Saccharomycetes, Ascoideales, Saccharomycopsidaceae. The record is from RefSeq and is a predicted model, not a curated record. The transcript has a single exon. Bases 1 to 1452 code for a protein of 483 amino acids.